Messenger RNA from Prorocentrum cordatum, 1566 nucleotides. Lineage: Eukaryota; Dinophyceae; Prorocentrales; Prorocentraceae. The record is from the annotation of a GenBank genome assembly.
CCUUUCUGCUCUUCCUUCUGUCUACGUCUAGCGUGUACAGACGGCAGUCCAGGGACUCUGCGAAUUACGGCUGGGUCAGACGAGGUGAAUUUCGAUUGCACCCGGCCAUAACGGGCUAUAUUUCAUGUCGUCUUCCGGUGGAAUGUGCUGGAUGUGAUCAAUUGUGUUCAUUGCUUCGUGUCAGAUAGUAGCAACUUGCUGCGUAAGCAAUCGGGCUCAUCACCUGUUCCGUUGCAUUGGUGGCCCUUUGGCGUCGGAUCUUACCAUUGAGACGCAGCUUUCCCGACGCCUCAACUUAUUUGCCCGUGUGCUGCUGCUGCUGCUGCGCGAGAAGGAAGUGAAGUAGGAGAAGGAGAGCCGGUCGUGAGGCAGCGGGAGGAGCAGCACGAGCAGCAGCCGCGAGUCGCGGUCGCUUGCCGAGUCUCCUGUUUUCGGUGAAGUUGUACGCUGGCUGAGACCAUCAAGAAGAUGGUGUUCAAGAGCAAGAUAGCUUCUUGUGUCCAGGGCGGAAUGCAACUGUUGCACGGACAGGAUAGGCUGUUCGAGAAGGCCUGGCGCAAAUUUGCGGUUAAGGAGGAGGAGCGCCUGGACAUUGAAUGCGAAGCCGAGCGGCAGCACCAGGCGGGAAAGCUCUUGCGCCGUGCCAGGCGCGAUGAGAACGUACCCAAAAACCUUUCCGACGAUGAAGUGCUCGAGUGGCCCCCCGAAGAUUUGCAGCGUUCGAGGGGGAGGGCGACGAAGAGCCUGGCAGGGACGUGGAUGUCGCCGUCGGCAACGAGCCCGAGUCGUCGACUGACGAGCUUUUCCUGGACCCGCCUUCUACUGGGGCAGACGCGGGGAUCAUCAGUAGCGCCGAGAUGCCAGUGCUGGAGCACGAUGUCAUCGACGUCGAUUCGGGUGCGCCCGCAGGGAUCGCCACAUUGCCUCCGCCUUCGCCCUCUGCAGCCACGUAGACUAAGCGAUUGACGCAGCGCUCCGCUGCAGUGCGGAUCGCGCGUGGAGAUCGCGGGCCUGAAUCUCAUGAGCCUUCGAAGGGCCCGACGCCCGAUCAAAUCACUGCGCCCGCCGGUCUGCUCCACGCGUUGCCUGAAUUGGCGCGCGCCGAGAGUCCAGCUGCCUGCGCGCCGUCAGCCGCCGCCAGCCCCGCCCAGAGCCGUGGCAGGGUGGCGCUGGCUUCGGCCGAGGCUCUUCCGGUUUCGCCUCCGCACCGCAGAGGCAGCGUGAGUCCGGAGCGGGUUUCUGAGAGGCCGUUCCGCUGCGCCCGCCAACGUCUUUGAGGUUCGGUUCCGCGCCGCCAGGCCGCCAGGCCGCCCGCGGUCGUGACUCCUUCUGCGGUUGCCAAUCCGCUAGAGCAGGCUGCCGUUCAGCCCUUCCGGCCAGGUGCGUCGUACCUGCGAGCAGCAUUUCGUCGUGACCUUCGCGCGGGCGUAAUGUCUGCGCUCUCCGGUUGAAUCUGCCUAGUUCUACCCCGCGUAGACAACCAGGCAAUUCCUGCACAUACUCUUCGGUUGAACGGCCCCAGCAAUCACAACGAAGACAACGAGGCGCGCUUAUAUUUCAGUUACC